CGUCUUCGGUCUUGGUCCUAAUCUAGCGCAAUUAGCGUGACUAAGCAAAGUUGUAUGUGUGUGUAUAGUGAUGAAAUGGAGUUUAAUCUCCCCCAAUGACAUAAUUAAGAUUGGUUAUCUAAACCGCGUUAUCUUUCAGGUGCCAUGAAAACCGGCGAGCUAAAUGAGGAGGAUUUAGCUACUAAUCCCGAAAAAAACAACCAAUCUGGUGCUUCUAGCGAAUUCAAGAACCCCCUGAAGACCGUCGGAUUUUUUGGAGUGUACCGAUACGCCGCGACUUUCGACCGAUGGCUUUUGGCGUUGGGCACCUUAUGCGCGAUGGGUACGGGGGUUAUCCAACCCCUAAACGUUCUUAUCUUUGGGUCGCUUACGGGUGACAUUAUCCGAUAUGCGAGAAUCGCUCAAGAAGCCGCCGGCGUAGAGUUCAUCGACAACAUUAUAGCGUUCGCGAUAAAGAAUUGCCUUCUGGGCGUCGCCAUGUUCAUUCUAAGCUACUCGUCCACUGUACUCUACAACUAUAGCGCUGUUCGGCAAGUGAACAAGAUUCGACAGUUGUACUUCAGUAGCUCUCUGAACCAAGACGUGGGAUGGUAUGACCUAGAGCAAACUGGCGAUUUCGCUAGCCGCAUGUCUGAAGACAUUACCAAGCUGGAAGAUGGUAUGGGAGACAAAGUGUCCAUGUUCCUGAACUUCCAGGUUACGUUUGUCACCAGCGUAAUUUUGGCGUUGGUGAAAGGUUGGGAGCUGGCCCUCAUUUGCCUCACAUCUUUACCGAUCACGAUGAUAUCUAUAGGCAUAGUUGCAAUAUUAACAGGAAAAUUGGCGGUGAAAGAGAUGGACGCAUAUGGUGCAGCGGGUGCAAUCGCCGAAGAGGUGCUGACAGCAAUCCGUACGGUGGUCGCAUUCGGCGGCCAAGAGAAGGAGAUCGCGAGAUACUCCGAUCGCUUAACGUUCGCCCGAAAUAACAACAUCAAGCGAUCGCUGCUGAGCGGUAUUGGUUUCGGACUGUUGUAGUUCUUCAUCUACGCCAGUUACGCGUUGGCGUUUUGGUACGGUAUCAAGCUAAUUUUGGAGGAGAAGUCGCUUCCGCCGCAGGAGCGAGUCUACGAUCCCGGCAACAUGGUCACGGUGUUCUUCGCUGUAAUGCAAGGGAGUGUUAAUUUCGGCAUGUCGUCACCGUACAUCGAACAGUUCGGCAUAUCCAAGGGGGCGGCUACCAAAAUUUUUGCAGUCAUCGAUAGUGCCCCUGUUAUAAACGCCGCCAAGAACGUGGGGCUCUAACCGAAGGAAGUUAAGGGAGACUUUAGCUUUCGGAAGGUUCACUUCGAGUACCCUUCGCGAAAGGGCGUCAAGGUCUUGAAAGGUAUCGACAUUGAGAUUAAGUCUGGGGAGACGGUUGCGCUGGUCGGCAGUUCCGGGUGCGGUAAAUCGACUUGCAUUCAGCUGUUACAGCGGUUUUAUGAUCCAACAUCCGGAGAGGUA
This is a messenger RNA of Photinus pyralis (common eastern firefly), 1482 nucleotides long. RefSeq names its product ATP-dependent translocase ABCB1-like. Lineage: Eukaryota; Metazoa; Arthropoda; Insecta; Coleoptera; Lampyridae. The transcript has 7 exons. Gene Ontology annotation, cellular component: membrane. Gene Ontology annotation, biological process: transmembrane transport. Gene Ontology annotation, molecular function: ATP binding; ABC-type transporter activity. The record is from RefSeq and is a predicted model, not a curated record. The coding region runs from base 145 to 1014 and encodes 289 amino acids.